Talaromyces atroroseus is the source of this 924-nucleotide messenger RNA. RefSeq lists its product as hypothetical. Gene Ontology annotation, molecular function: zinc ion transmembrane transporter activity. The transcript has 2 exons. Gene Ontology annotation, biological process: zinc ion transmembrane transport. The record is from RefSeq and is a predicted model, not a curated record. The coding region runs from base 1 to 924 and encodes 307 amino acids. NCBI's taxonomy places the organism in Eukaryota, Fungi, Ascomycota, Eurotiomycetes, Eurotiales, Trichocomaceae. Gene Ontology annotation, cellular component: plasma membrane.
AUGGCCGGGCUUAUAGCAAUGGUGUCGGUGUUCCUCGUUGUUACGGUUGAAAUGUUCUUUGCAAGUCAAGGCGCGGCACAUGUCCAUGGCAUAGAUUACGAUGAACUCAUAAGAGAUGUCAGUCCGAAGGAAAAUCGAAAAGAGAAUAAACAAAGACGGCGGGAGGAAUAUAUUCAGUUAUCGAAUCAAGAUCAUGCAAUGAGAGAGAGUUUGAUCCGCUCUCCCAAUUCCGAUGGUCAAGGUGCUUCCCAUAACAAUGAGGCUGACCCUGAUAUGGAAGAAGAGAUGGUUCCCUACAUGGACGAGGAAACAGCAACUCUUGUCUCUCCGCGAAAUGGACCACGGAUAUCCGUCGACAGCCCUCGAAGCCCACCACUUAAUAAACAUGUACGACAAGACAGCACGUCUGUCCCAUUGCAAAACCCCCAGAGACAACUUCUUCAAUGCCUUCUCCUUGAAGCCGGCAUCCUCUUCCACAGCAUCUUCAUUGGCAUGGCUCUCAGCGUCGCCACGGGCACGUCGUUUAUAGUGCUCCUAGUGGCGAUUUCAUUCCACCAGACAUUCGAAGGCUUCGCAUUAGGAUCACGAAUCGCGUCCCUAAUACCAAGUUUAUUCCCCCCCUCUUCCUACAAGCCAUGGCUCAUGGCUUUCGCAUACGGCACAACGACGCCUAUAGGCCAGGCCCUCGGUCUGGUACUGCAUAAUCUCUACGAUCCGGCUAGCACCACGGGGCUAUUGAUGGUCGGUUUCACAAACGCGAUUAGCAGCGGCUUGCUGCUCUUUGCGGGACUCGUGGAGCUUCUUGCAGAGGACUUUUUGAGUACAGAGAGCUACGAGACUCUCAACGGAUGGCGGAGAGUGGAGGCGUGUCUUGCAGUUCUCGGCGGUGCUAUGCUUAUGUCGAUUGUAGGGGCGUUUGCAUAG